AUGCCUGUGAUAUGUAACCCACUCACGGGACGGUAUGUGAGCUUACCUAAACUGAGAACGAACAAGCAGUCGAGAAGCUUUUUGGGGUUUGAUCCAGUUGACAAGCAAUACAAGGUAUUACUCAUGAACGGUAUAGUUAAUUAUGAAACGGUUCAUCAUAUUCUGACAUUAGAAGCUGGAAUAAUGAGGUGGAGGGUGAUCCAAUGUCCUUUUACCCAUAAGCCUUUCGGUAAGGGCAUUUGCAUUAAUUGGGUUUUGUAUUAUUUAGCUGAACCAACUGAUAAAAGUUCUAAUGUGAUAGUUUGCUUUGAUGUUAAGUCUGAGAAUUUUAAGUUUAUUAAAGCAAAAUGCUUUUAUCAGUUGGUAAACUAUAAGGGUAAAUUAGGUGGUAUAACGUUGAAGUAUGACAACGAUAGUCGACAGGGUGCCCAUGGUAAUGUUUUUAGAUGGCCUAACCUUGAGUUGCCUAUGUGGGUUCUAGAGGAUGUCGAGACACAGAAAUGGUCGGAAUUUUUCUUCCCUUUUCCGGAUGCUGGAUUCUACAAACAUCUUUCCGUUCUUGGUGUGACUGCUACAGACGACAUUGUUUUUUCCUAUAUCUGGACAUCUAAUUAUUAUGUUUACUUCAGCCCUGAGAUGAACACUCUCCAACGUGUCAGCUUAGGUGUUGGAGAUGAAUAUGGUACAGUUAAUGUUUUUGUAGACCAUAUAGAAGACCUUAGUGUUAACAUUCUCAAGUCAAGCAUAUUUGAUCUUAGAGGCUUAUGA
Messenger RNA from Camelina sativa (false flax), 768 nucleotides. NCBI's taxonomy places the organism in Eukaryota, Viridiplantae, Streptophyta, Magnoliopsida, Brassicales, Brassicaceae. The record is from RefSeq and is a predicted model, not a curated record.